Messenger RNA from Drosophila innubila, 1244 nucleotides. RefSeq names its product zinc finger HIT domain-containing protein 2. The transcript has 2 exons. The record is from RefSeq and is a predicted model, not a curated record. The coding region runs from base 28 to 1206 and encodes 392 amino acids. NCBI's taxonomy places the organism in Eukaryota, Metazoa, Arthropoda, Insecta, Diptera, Drosophilidae.
GGGUGGCAACCUUUGGACCUGGACAACAUGUCGGAGACUGCAGAAAAUUGUCAAUUCUGUAAGGAAUCGGCUUUUAAGUAUUCGUGCCCCAAGUGCAAUGCGCUUUACUGCAGCGUCGCUUGCUACAAAUCCCAGUCCCAUCUCAAGUGCUCCGAGGAGUUCUACAAAUCUUGUAUUCAGGAUGAGUUGCUGUCCAGUGCAACAACAACGCCGGAGAGUCAGCAGGACAUGCGUAAAAUAUAUGAUAUUUUAAAGCGGAUGCGGCAAUCGGACGCCGGUUUCAAACCCGAGGAUUUCGAUGCCGAUGGACUAGACAAUCCUCUGGACUCGGACGACGAAGGUGGAUUACAAGGUGACGAGGGUGAGGAUGAGGAGGAGUUAGCUGAUGACACAGAACAGACGUUCACAGAGGAGGCAGAUGAGGACGUGGACAUUGCGGCGCGAUUGAAGGGAAUUGAUAUAAACGACGCCGAUGAAGUCUGGAGCCGAUUAACAACGGAGGAGCAGCAGGAAUUCCAAAAACUCAUUGCAAGUGGCGACAUAAUGAAACUCAUGCCCGACUAUAAGCCUUGGUGGUGCAAACCGAAGAAUUCCAAAAUUGUGGUCCUAGAUUCACCAACAGAUAUGCCGGAAAUACAAAAGAAUAUUCCGAAAUUCUCGGACAUAUGUAAGAAGACGCCAUCGCCAUGCCUGCACUACAAUCUCUGGAACAUAUUGAGCGCGUAUGCGUGCAUAUCGCGUUUCUUCAGCGGCGAACAGCGCACGAAUUCCAGCGAGGCAGUUGCUCAUUUGGUCAAUCUCAGUGCGACGUUGAAAUACGGCACCAACUUUGAGGAUGCAGAAGAUGCCAUCAUUUCGGUGGAAAUGGAGGCAUGCACCACGGGCAAUGGACCAGCUGGAGCUGCUGCAGUUGGCAGUGCAAAAGCUGGUAACAAUUUUCUGGUCGAGAGUCGGGAGCAGCUGCAGGAAGAUGCUCGCCAGCUCAUGUCCACACGGAAUCACAAAUUGGCGGCACUAAGCGAUAUACUUCAAUUGAUGCAACAGUCCAAGGCGCUGAGCAAACGGAAAAAUCCACAGGAAGCCGAAUUUCAAAAGUUAUUUGCGCUUGCCAGCGGAAGUGUCGAACUUAAUCGCACCAAACUAUCGCAAUUAAUUAAGAAAAUCGAAUUUAUGCUCUCGUAUGUGAGAAGAGAGGAGGUUCUUUGAAAUUGCUGUCAAAUAAAUAUUACUUUUAGAACAAAUUA